Beta vulgaris subsp. vulgaris (sugar beet) is the source of this 4596-nucleotide messenger RNA. RefSeq names its product serine/threonine-protein kinase TIO. Lineage: Eukaryota; Viridiplantae; Streptophyta; Magnoliopsida; Caryophyllales; Amaranthaceae. Bases 281 to 4276 code for a protein of 1331 amino acids. The transcript has 22 exons. The record is from RefSeq and is a predicted model, not a curated record. Gene Ontology annotation, biological process: protein phosphorylation. Gene Ontology annotation, cellular component: cytoplasm. Gene Ontology annotation, molecular function: protein binding; ATP binding; protein kinase activity.
CAAAAGAAGUAAUCAGCAGACAUUUGAACCGCAUCUCCACUUGAUCAAAUUGAAAUAAGAAGAGAGCGGCAAAAUUCAAAAACUCUAUUCCUCACACCACACAAGUCACAACUAACGAAUAUACCUCAACGGCUAAAACCUCCCCUAAAUUGCAGGAUUUCACAAAACCCUAAUUCAAAAUCCCUGCAAUUUGUUUCAAUCGCACAAAUUAUUCCCCAAAUUCAACUUCAGACUCCUACAUUUCUACCUUAUUUAUCGAAUUCCGUCGAAGAUCGGAAAAAUGGGGGUUGAAAAUUAUCACGUUAUUGAGCUUGUUGGUGAGGGUUCUUUUGGGAAAGUUUACAAGGGUAGAAGAAAAUACACUGGCCAGACUGUUGCUAUGAAGUUUAUAAUGAAGCAUGGGAAGAGUGAUAAAGAUCUUCAUAAUCUUAGGCAGGAGAUUGAGAUACUCAGGAAGCUGAAACAUGAGAAUAUAAUAGAAAUGCUUGACUCCUUCGAGACCGCACAAGAAUUUUGUGUAGUCACAGAAUUCGCGCAGGGUGAACUUUUUGAGGUUCUUGAGGACGAUAAGUGCCUGCCUGAAGAACAAGUUAAAGCAAUUGCAAAGCAGCUGGUGAGAGCACUGCAUUACUUGCAUUCCAACCGAAUUAUUCACAGGGACAUGAAGCCGCAAAACAUCCUUAUUGGUUCAGGCUCCAUUGUUAAGCUUUGUGAUUUUGGGUUUGCACGUGCCAUGUCAAUGAACACUGUUGUACUUCGCUCGAUCAAAGGUACUCCAUUGUACAUGGCUCCUGAGCUUGUUCGCGAACAACCAUACAAUCACACAGCUGAUUUGUGGUCUCUUGGAGUGAUUUUGUAUGAACUUUUUGUUGGCCAACCUCCAUUUUAUACGAACUCAGUUUAUGCACUUAUACGACAUAUUAUCAAGGAUCCAGUUAAAUAUCCGGAGAAUAUGAGCCCAGAAUUUAAAAGCUUCUUGAAAGGAUUGCUUAAUAAGGUUCCACAACAACGACUCUCUUGGCCUGGCCUUCUUGAGCACCCGUUUAUCAAAGAUUUUUCUGCUAACUUGGAGACAAGGGAGUUGGUUUCAGCUACAAAGCCAUCGAUGGGGUGUGAAGCUGCUUGGAAAGGCGAAGCUCCGAAAAUUCCACUGCCUGUGCGCUCUAACACUGUGACUUCUGAAAAUGAAAAUCAUUCUCGUUGUGCUAUUGGUAACGAAAAUUCGUCAAGUGCACCUUGUGAUGCCCAACCCAAUGAGUCUGACUUGGCUUCGACAGAGGCAUCUCUUGGGCCUACAGGUGCUAAACCAGUAGAUAGGCUGGAAAGUAAUUCUCGCACCGUCAAAGGUGCGAAAAUUAUAGGCCAAGAGAAGGAGGCUCUGACACUCAUUCUGAAACCAGUUCAAACUUUUUCUAAAGGAAAGGGGAACCCUGUGAGGAAGGAAGACAUCCUCAACUUGAAUCAGUCCCUGAGAAUUCUUUCAAACUUAGUUGCAGCUGAUGCUAUUGCACAUACCAGCAGGGAUGAAAUAAUUUUUGAGCUUCUCGGGCUGACUUCUACCCUUCUUAGCCAAAAUAAGAUUGAUGCUUAUGACUCGAUUGCUAAGAGUUUAUUGGUGAUUAGAAAAUUGAUUGAUGGUGGUGGAGACAGCUUUGGCAGUUCAUAUUUUACGCAGUGGGUUGCCCUUGUUGAGCUGUUUUUGCAGGUCGUUAGUAGCUCAGAAGAUUCGAGCGGCAGGGUCCUUUAUGAAUCUACCUCCUCUAUUACUGUCAUGCUAAAUCAAGUUACUUCAGCUAUUAAAAAAUUAUCUCUUUCUGGCCCUCCUAAAGCUAUUGAUAUACUGAAGCAAAUCCUUGAUCAUGCUAAAACAAGUGGUUUGGUUGAUCACCUUUGUUUGUGCUUAGCAGCAUCGGGAACAAGUAUGAUUUCAGGUUCUGCUAAUUUGUCACGUGUUGCUGCAGAAGGUUGCAGAGCACUUUGGCUUUUAAUAAAUGCAUUGGAGAGUUUAUACCUCAAAGAAAAUGCUAGAACAUGUCCACUGACUUCUCUGCGCAGCCAUUCAUUAGUCCGACUUGACAUCAGAGAGCAUGACAGGUCUCCAGAUAUUGGAACCGACUGUGAGAAAGUUCUUGAUGCUAUAACAAGAGCAUUUUUGGAUUCCAAACCAGUUCACUGUGCUAUAUUAUACUGCCUUCGACAGCGUAAUGAAGGUGUGCUGUUAGCUGGUAUCCAGCUCCUAAUGAGGUGUUCUAUGCACAGUGGAAUAGUACCGAGCGUACUUUGUGGCCUUCCCAGUACUUUGCCUGCUACAACUGAGGUAAGCGGUGGAGGGGAUCACACGCUUGUUUCUGAGAUAUUUUCAAUAAUAUCUCUUUGUGGAUCAUCUUUGAGCAAAAAUUCACAAGCUGGUGAAGCUAAUGGCUCAAAGAGCAAAUUCAGUAAUCCUCACGGGCUUGCUUUGCAUUCGUGCUUGCUGCUUGCAACGAUAGCUCAAUCUUUUAAGUCAGUCGGGAGAAGAUACUCAACAUCUAUUCUAACUACCUCCUCAAAGAAACAACAGUCAAGGCUUUCAUCACUUGCUCAACUUUUUUCUUCUGAUGAUGGAGUUUCAUCCUCAUUUCAACCUCAUUCUGCAGCAGUCAUGCUUGCUUAUGCAUCUAUUUUAUCUCUCGAGACUUCAGCUGAGUCUUCAUUAUCUGAUAGCUCUAUGCCUUUUGUUCCUCGCACUGCUACUCUGUGUGACCUCCUUAAAAUAAAUUAUCAAGUUGAGCACAAGAGCAACUGCAAUGCUACCUAUAUGCUUUCUCAUUGGCAUGGGUUGAGGGAUGGAAUUGUUGGCUUGCUUGAAUAUAGAUUGAAAUGGGGAGGACCUUUAGCUGUCCAACAAUCUUGUGCUAGUGGACUCCCACAACUUCUUAUGGAUUUGCUGGGUAACAAUCCUCCUAUUGAAACUCAAGCAACAGAUUCUGCACAGGAUCUAGUCGGGCUAUCUCCUAUUGGAGUGUUCUGGGCUGUUUCAUGUCUAAGUCAUUGCCUUCCAGGUGGCUCUGUGACAUUUCGACAGAUAUUACUGCAGAAUAAACAUGUCGAAUGCAUUCGUGACUUGGUGUCUGAUGCUCAUCUGAAGCUCCUUAAAAUCUGGGCUGGGCCUGGCGGGGGGAAGAGCGGAGUUAGGGAUAUCAUAAAUGCAGUGAUUGAUCUUCUGGCCUUCCCUUUUGUUGCUGUUCAAAAUGCUACUAGUUUGCCAUCUGCCAACGCUUCUAUGAGCAGUGGGCAUCUCCUUAAUGUAGGUUCACCUGGUGCAAAAGUAUGCAGCAAAGACUCAGAAAUUAUGAAAGCAAUCAAAGAAAACACAGAAAAGUACACAAAGAUUCUUCUAGAGGCGGGGAUACCUAUCUUAAUUUUGCGGUGUGCUGAUGGUUUGGAGUUGAAGGACACGCAAAGGCCAGUGGCAUUCCUUGCGAAAAUGACCAGUAAUAAACCUUUGGCAAUUCAUCUUGUGGGGAAGGGGAUGCUGGAAGCUUCCAGAAUAAGAAGAUUGCUUGAUGGAUCAUGCCCGAAAGGGGUCAUCCUGGAUGUCCUUAUGAUAGUGUCUGAACUAGCUCGUAUGGACAAGGGCUUCUACGAGUACAUCGACAAAGCAAACAUAUUGACACGCUUAAAGGAGUUCCUCGCUUCUAAAGAUUCUGAUUUGCGUGCAAAGGCUUGCAGUGCUAUAGGAAAUAUGUGUCGGCAUAGCUCUUACUUUUAUGAUCCACUGGCAAGGCAUAGUAUCAUCAGUCUACUCAUUGAUCGAUGUGCCGACCCAGACAAGCGUACCAGGAAAUUUGCCUGUUUUGCUAUUGGAAAUGCAGCCUACCAUAACGAUUUGCUGUAUGAAGAAUUAAGAAGUUCCAUUCAUCAACUAACCAAUCUGCUGCUUUCACCUGAGGAGGAUAAGACAAAAGCAAAUGCUGCUGGCGCUCUAAGCAAUCUUGUCCGAAACUCUAACAAGCUAUGUGACGAUAUUGUGUCUAAUGGUGCUAUCCAGGCUUUACUCAAGGUGGUUUCUGAGUGCUCUACAGUAGCAUUGAAUCCCCCAAGAAGGGAUGCGGUGAAUGAAUCUCCUCUAAAAAUUGUACUCUUUGCUCUCACAAAGAUGUCUGCGCACUCGCCUUGUAGACAUUGCAUUCGUUCGUCAGAGUUGUUUCAGGUGAUAGCCCAACUUCGACAAUCACCUGAAGGAACGAUAUCUAAGUAUGCCUCCCUGAUCUAUGAUAAAGCCAAUGGAGCUUAAAACUUAUCUUACAAACUGAAGUAUAGCUGAAUGCUGCUCACCUCAGUCGCAGAACCAGAAGACAACCAGAGAUAGAUGUUGUCCAUAUUGCAUGUCAAGGUGGUCUUGUACAUAAUCUUUGUAUGUAUUCAUUAUAUCAUUUACUAUCAUCUAUGAUCUCAUCUCAUGUAUUACUCAUGUUUAUGUAAACACCAAGGAAAAUAGAGUUUUUAGAAAUUGAUGUAAUUGGGAGAUUAAUCAAUCUUUGUGUAAGUCUCAUUAAAAUGUGAUCUCAGCAGAGAAUUUAUGGUUUCAUCUACUACAGUUUAGAAUUUAAACUA